Messenger RNA from Strongylus vulgaris, 738 nucleotides. NCBI's taxonomy places the organism in Eukaryota, Metazoa, Nematoda, Chromadorea, Rhabditida, Strongylidae. The record is from the annotation of a GenBank genome assembly.
AUGUCUGUUGAAGUGGCUAUCUACAUUUUGAAUGCUCUUCUAUACUCUAUCGUCAUACUAUUGGAUGUACUCGUUAUGUGGGCAGCUGUGAAAACCCGGGAAACUUCACGAAACUUCAUUUUCCACAUCCUCUUUACCGCUAUGAUCUUGGACGUUGCUGUCCACUUCGUCACCAUCUUCCACGAUGUACCGAGUUAUUUUCUGAAUCAGGAUUUCUCUACUGUGGGAACGACAUAUGUUUAUGUGCUAAUUCUUUGCUUGCAAUGGUUUGCACAACUGCUCUUCUUGCCAUUAUUAUCCAUUAUUCAUUUCCUUGCGAUUUUCUCACCCGCGAAAUUCCGAAAAGCUUCACAUCGUCACUUCGCUUGUGCUAACGCUGUUGUUAUCCUACUUGCAUUGAUACUGACAGCACCACAUUUUACUAAAUACUCUGGCUAUACCUAUCUUCUCCCUGGACACUUCUGGUAUUUUGAUUUUGCUAAACCGUACAGUUAUAUAUAUCAACAUUUAAAUGUAACAUUACAGAUAAUCUGCGUCGUCUUUGUGGUUGUAGCUGACACUCUAAUUAUUUGGAAAAUUUGUAGUCUCCGUAAAAAACACAAGAUCACUUUACCGAAACGUGAUGGCACACAAAAAAAACACCAAGUAGUAAAAGAAGUUCGUCUUGCCCUGAACUUUUUGGUGCUGAGUGUCUGCUUCUUGAUUAUGACCAUCUUCUACAAUGUCAAUUUUGGGUAA